This is a messenger RNA of Magnolia sinica, 4178 nucleotides long. Its product is annotated as YTH domain-containing protein ECT2-like. Bases 1411 to 3714 code for a protein of 767 amino acids. NCBI's taxonomy places the organism in Eukaryota, Viridiplantae, Streptophyta, Magnoliopsida, Magnoliales, Magnoliaceae. The record is from RefSeq and is a predicted model, not a curated record. Gene Ontology annotation, biological process: mRNA destabilization. The transcript has 10 exons. Gene Ontology annotation, cellular component: cytoplasm. Gene Ontology annotation, molecular function: mRNA binding.
ACUGGUCAUAACCAUAUGAACGGUUCGGAUUGCAUAUAAAAAUCAUGGCUCCAGGAAGGUUUCAACGGUGGACGUUUCCGUUCAACUUUUUCUUAUGGUGUGGCCCACCUAAGUCUUGGAUCUUCCUGAUUUUUGGAUUUAUAUGCUAUUGUGCUCUUCUGAAACUGAUGGACGGAGUGGAUCUGUCACGAGCAUAUCUGUGGGCCCCACCUAGCUUCCGACCACAGGAAGUUCCUGUGGCCGGGAGCACAGAGGCAAGUCGUGUCCGUCGCGUGGCAUGCGCACAGAGAGGCGACGGGACAGAGAUGCUAAUGUACGCACAGCUGGGAUUGAUUCUCUUACGCCGCUUUCUGCGCAUGCCCGGCAGCCCACCCAAGGAAAUAAUGUCUUGAUACUCUAGAAGGGUUCCUCUACAACUACUGUAGAAUAAGCUUUCUACAAGUUGUGUGUGGGUCCACCGUGAUGUGGGGUGUAGUCCACACCGUCGAAAGGUGCCCCCUUUCAGGUUCACAUUAUACGGUGUAUCUAGGUGGGUCACACCACAGGGUAAAGUUGGGAUGGGGGUGCACCAUUAAAAUCUUUCCGAUUGUACGUGGGGGCCACCGUCUCUUGUAUAUGCCAUCCAAUCCAUUCAUUGGACACACCCCACCAAGAAAAAUGGACACCCCAAAAAUCACGCCAGUCCAAAACCCAUGUGGACCACACCAUGUGACUUUAGGCCUCAUUUGGCACUGUGGAUUCAGAAUACCUGGCUUCAGAAUUCUCCAGUUGUGUUUGGCACCUGGAUUUGAAAACCCCAUUUAAGACUAUAUUUACAGUAGUUUGAAUUUAAUUACUAGAUCAACUUUAAUAUUCCUAAUUAGUGUACAUGUGUGAUGUUUGACAAAAUAAUUGUAAUAAGCCUAAUGAAUUAUAUGCUUUGGCCGAAUAUGAUGAAAUUUCAAGCAUCGGAUGGGCCAUAAGCAUAGGAUCACAACCGAAUGACUAACCAACGAUUUUUAACCAUUGAUAUACAUGAACAAUGUUUGGACUAACCAACAAUUUUUAGUGGUGCAGUUGAUAAUCUGAUUGUUUUGGGAUAUAAUCAGCGGGCCAUGUGAACUUGAGUUUUACCAUGGCCUGACAGCUGACUAGAACAUGAGUGAGCACGCAUGAUGGAUGGAGGGGAUGUUAUGCACACAUCACUGUGGGUCCCACACUGUUACAUUUUGAUUCUCUAGUAGACAGUCCAAGUUGUGGACCUACUCUAGGUGGUUAGUGGUGCUUAGUAUAGAAGAAACAACCCGGUUUCCAUUUCCUCAAGCUCCAAUAUUACUUCUUUUUCACUCAACUGAUUGUCCGAGCAAGCAAAUUUCGGAGUUUGCUGCUGAGGCUUUUCUUUUGUUCUGGAUAUUGGUUCCCCAAAAUAAAAUGGAGAAGUCUACAAAGGCAGUGGACAUGGGUUUGAAGUCAGAUUCCUGUGCUAAUUUCGCUGAACAAAAUAUGCCUACUUCUUGUAUAUCCCCAUUAGGAGAUGAUACUUCUAGUAUUAAAGAAGGUAACAACAGUCAAAGGUUGGUUGCAGAUCAAAAUGUUUGCCACCCAUCAACAAGCGACCAUAGUUAUUAUUCAUCAGGGUAUGAUGGGGGGACCCAUCCAGUACGGGAUGAACUGGCUGAUUUUCUCUCAGGAGAUGGAGUAGAGAUGCCAUUUUCCGGUGUUGAAUCAGAUACUGGUCCUAUGUUCUACUACAUUCCCGGGCAUAGCCCAUACAAUUUAGCAGCUUUAAUGGGUCUUGACGAGCAAUGUGUUGGUCAACAAUCAUUCUUCCCUUCAUCAUGGUGUCUUCAGCCGCCUGUUCUGAAUGGGUCGGAAGCUGUUUCAUCAUACGCUGGUGAUUCCACAUCUCUCAUUGCGAAUUCCCAGAACAGAGCUGCUGUGCUUGCUGCUCCAAAACCAAAUGUUCCUGCCCACUCUGGUGAUUCUACACCUCUUAUUGCAGAUUCCCAGAACAGAGCUGCCAUGCUUACUGCGACAAAACCAAACGUUUCUGCACCAAGCCCUUCGGGAGCUGCAGUGCUUACUGCAACAAAACCAAAUGUUUCUGCACCAAGUCCUUCAAGAGCUGCAGUGCUUACUGCAACAAAACCAAAUGUUUCUGCACCAAGUCCUUCCACAUCUCUCAUUGCGAAUUCCCAGAACAGAGCUGCUGUGCUUGCUGCUCCAAAACCAAAUGUUCCUGCCCACUCUGGUGAUUCUACACCUCUUGUUGCAGAUUCCCAGAACAGAGCUGCCAUGCUUAGUGCGACAAAACCAAACGUUUCUGCACCAAGCCUUUUGGGAGCUGCAGUGCUUACUGCAACAAAACCAAAUGUUUCUGCACCAAGUCCUUUGGGAGUUGCAGUGCUUACUGCGACAAAACCAGAUGUUUCUGCACCAAGUCCUUUGGGAGCUGCAGUGCUUAAUGCGACAAAACCAAAUGUUUCUGCACCAAGUCCUUCAGGAGCUGCAGUGGUUACUGCAACAAAACCAAAUGUUUUUGCACCAAGUCCUUCAGCUUCAUUAAAGUUGAAAGGCAUGAACUCUACAAAGUCAAAGGGCACUUCUGAUACCAAAGCUUCUGCACCACCAUCUGAUUCAAAGUCACACGCCUCUACUGCCUCUUCUAACUUCUUGAAUUCUUCUUUCCAUAGUCAACCCAUGAAGCCUGCAAACAAGGCAUCAAAGGAGGGUUCUACUUUCCACUCAUCUUCUCUUCCAAAAGGGUACUAUCCCAUGGGAAAAAUCUCUUCAUUUUCUAGUCAAGGGAAUGGAGGAUCAUCCCAGCAAAAUGGAUUCAGGAACUUCAGACCAGAUGGCCAAUCCUUUGUUCAUAAUGACAGAUUUCAUAUGAGAGAGAAAUUUGACAGAGUAGGGGUGUAUGGUUCAUCUAAUAUCUUAAACUGUGGUCCACGUGCUCUACAGGUUAGCCAAUUGAAUGCUUCGAGCUCAUCAUCCCAGAAGACUCGGUUGAGCUCUUCAAUCCGAAGAGACCAAUAUAACCUAAAAGAUUUUGAGACUAGGUAUGAGCAAGCAAUGUUCUUUGUUAUAAGAUCUUUUAGUGAAGAUGACAUUCAUAAGAGCAUCAAGUAUAAUGUAUGGGCAAGCACUCAAAUUGGGAAUAAAAAAUUGGACGCUGCAUUCCAUGAUGCAGAAACCAGGUCAAGCAAUAAGGGUGCAGUCUGUCCAAUCUUCCUCUUCUUCUCGGUUAAUGCAAGUGGGCAGUUUGUAGGCUUGGCUGAGAUGAUUGGGCAGGUGGAUUUCAAGAAGAACAUGGAUUUUUGGCAGUUCAAUGGCAAGUGGGAUGGAUUCUUUCCUUUAAAAUGGCACGUGAUAAAAGACAUACCUAACAACCAGUUUUACCAUAUAAUACUUGAGAACAAUGGUUACAAACCUGUGACCAUUAGCAGAGAUACACAGGAGAUUGGAUUUCCACAAGGAUUAGAAAUGCUCGAGAUUUUUAAGAAUUAUCCGGCGAAAACAUCAAUAUUAGAUGAUUUUGAUUUCUACGAAGAUCAGGAGAAAUCGAAGAGCAGCAAUCACUCAUCGGCACACUCGAGAACUAGUUAUAGUAGUUCACAACAGAAGCAUUUAGAAAUUGUUGGGGCGAGGAAAGCUGUUGGAGCAUCAACAAGAGAAGGGCAGCAGACGCAUUUGCAAUUGUGGGAGCAAGGAAAGUUGAGGAAGCAUCAAUAAGAGCAAAGCAGCAGAAGCAUUGGGAAACUGGGGGAGCAAGGAAAGUUGAUGAAGCAUCAACAAGAGCACAGAGAACUUCUAUGGACCCCAAGCCAUCACUCAUCUCCAUCACAAAAAACCUCUCACUCAAUGCUAACUCCCCACAUGACAAUUCAACCAUGAAGGUUUCAAUGGCAAAUCAUGGUAAGUUUACAAGGGAGACAUGAUUUCCGAAUUUUCUCUUAUUUUGGCCUUUUGGGCCCAUUGUAUCAUAGCAGUUGGCAAGCUCUGUAAUUGUCAUUAAUUAAUAUUCUUCUCCUCUCUCAUUUUUCUUUUACUUGUGCCAUAUAAUUUGUUAUUAUAGUAGGAAAUAAGAUUUUUUAUUUUCUUUUUUAUACCAUUGACGUAUCCGUUUCUAAUUCGAUGUUAUUACAAAUCAUUAAGAGUUCAAGACUUCAAAUCUGAUGGAAAUUCUUUCUUCUUUU